Messenger RNA from Castor canadensis (American beaver), 2028 nucleotides. RefSeq names its product NECAP endocytosis associated 2 (gene Necap2). Lineage: Eukaryota; Metazoa; Chordata; Mammalia; Rodentia; Castoridae. Gene Ontology annotation, biological process: endocytosis. The record is from RefSeq and is a predicted model, not a curated record. Gene Ontology annotation, cellular component: clathrin vesicle coat; membrane.
CCUGAUCAUAGAGUCGGACCGUUUCCGGCCCCCUGGGGGCGGGGAAAGAGCCGGAAGUCCGGUGGGCUCCGGGCGUCGAGAUGGAGGAGGGCGCGUACGAGUCGGUUCUCUGCGUCAAGCCGGAGGUCCACGUCUAUCGCAUCCCACCGCGGGCCACCAACCGUGGCUACAGGGCUUCAGAGUGGCAACUGGAUCAGCCUUCAUGGAGUGGCCGGCUACGGAUCACUGCAAAAGGGCAGGUGGCCUACAUCAAGCUGGAGGAUAGGACCUCAGGGGAGCUCUUUGCACAGGCACCAGUGGAUCAGUUUCCUGGCUCGGCUGUGGAGAGUGUGACAGAUUCCAGCAGGUAUUUCGUCAUCCGCAUUGAAGAUGGAAAUGGGCGACGGGCGUUUAUCGGAAUUGGCUUUGCAGACCGAGGGGAUGCCUUCGACUUCAACGUGGCAUUACAGGACCAUUUCAAGUGGGUGAAACAGCAGUGUGAGUUUGCAAAACAAGCCCAGAACCCAGAUGAAGGUCCCAAAUUGGACCUGGGCUUCAAGGAGGGCCAGACCAUCAAGAUUAACAUCGCAAACAUGAAGAAGAAGGAAGGAGCAGCUGGGACUCCCCGAGCCCGGCCUGCCAGCACAGGAGGGCUGAGCUUGCUUCCUCCUCCCCCAGGGGGCAAGACCUCCACCCUCAUCCCACCUCCUGGGGAGCAGUUGUCUGCGGGGGGCUCCCUUGUCCAGCCAGCAGUUGCUCUUGGUUCAGGAGGUGCCUCUGUGUCUUGGCCACAGCCCAAGCCUGCCACUGCUGCCACUGCUGACAUCUGGGGAGACUUUACCAAAUCCACAGGGUCACCUUCCAGCCAGACUCAGCCAGGCACAGGCUGGGUCCAAUUCUGACCUGUACUACACUUUCUUCAUCCGACCUCUGGGAAGGAGCUGCCUCAUCUGGGUCCAAGGAAGGAAGCCAAAGCAUUCUCUGGCUGGCCCCUGGAGCAUCACUGUUCUCUCCUUGACAGACUAAGCAUAUGAGGCAGUGAAUUGGCACCAUGUCACACUGUUUCUGGGAUUCAUGUGUGUAUUUAGAACACAGGAGAAGAAAGACUCCAGAUCCCUACCCCUGACUGUCUUCUUGAUGUUAGGGGAGACUGAACCUUGCCUUCCUUCAUCAAAAUGGCCUGUAUUAAACACAAACUUCAAAGCAACAGAAUGAGUUUACAACCUGGAUUCAGAUCAGCCCUUCUCAGGGUUGGCAGGUGUCCUGGGAUCACUGUUGGGCAGGGGGCUUUUUGCACUCCCAUUGGCUGGAGCCACUCAGUCUGGUGCCUUCCAGAAAGAUUCCUUCCUAAAUUCUAGCAGGUCUUUAGGCUGCAGCUUGAACAGGCCCAUUGGGGAACAUUGGAAGGAUUAAGCAGCUUUUUAAAAUUUUUAAUAUUUUGCUUCGCUAAUGUGCUGACCUGCAUUAACACAUCUUUGCAAAAGGGGCCCAUGGUGUGCACAGCAAGGGCCUCUGAAGUUGCUUCUUGCUGCCAGCGGGUGCCCUGAGCUGCAGGAAGCAGUGCUCUCUGCUCACUCUCCUGGUUUCCAUGUCUUCCAGCCAGGCAGGCAGUGCAGGCACUGGAAACCAGAUAGGACGGUGUUUGGGCAGGAAGGUGGAAGCUUGUGGAUCUGAGGUCAGCUUUCUGCCCACUGACAGCUGUCUGGGCUCACAGAUCCACAGCAUAACUCCUGGCGAACUUGUGCUUUCACUGGUGGUCUCUGAAGUGCCUUAUCUACAGAUAGUCUUUUACUUUCUACAGAUAGCCUCUUACUAACUUCAGCGGUCUCCUUCAGCGACCAUGAGUAACAGAUAGAAGGAGCUCAGUGAACUGCAAGCCCAGGGUGGGCUGGAUUGCUGGUUCAUAAGAAAUCAUUUUAUCAUCUUGAAUGUGCCUCUGUUGUUUAUUGACUUAACCUGACCUCUCAGUUGAGAUUUCUUUUUUGAGGGUCAAGACCAUGAACUAAAAAAAGCAUUGACCCUUUUUGUGGGACCAGAUUUUUAAGGUAA